AUGGAAAGUUAUGGGGAGACGGCUGUUUCUCCAAGCCAUGACUUGUUCUACAACAUUGUUCUUGUGAGGCGAGAUACUAAGCCUGCCUCCACAGAUCCGAGUAACGAUAAAACCAAUUUCUCCCUCUCCUCUAAUACGCGACACGAUCUCUCUGCGAUCCUCAUAGUUCACCCAAUCGCUGCUCUCCUCACACUUAUAUGCUUCAUACUAGCUGCUACCUCCCAUCUACACUCGCCAUCACAUUCGCCUCGCUAUCUCCUUGGUCUGAUCAUCCUAUCCGUACCAACGCUUUUAAUCACUCUACUGGCAUUCUUGGUAGACAUCUUGCUGUUUAUCCCACAUCUAGCGUGGGGAGGAUGGAUUGUGCUGGCAGCUACAAUUCUCAUCCUGGCAAGUGCUAUUGUCACAUGCGCAAUGCGGAGAACCCUAGUGAGCAGGAAAGCUCGAAAGAAGAGGAUAGCUGAGAAUGCGGAAAUGAAUGGAGAGAACUUCUAUGCUCGCCAAGCCGCGCCUCCAGUUAUGGCCAUGGAUAGGGCAGAGUCGCCGCCUCCGUUGACAAACCAACCCGCUGUGAGCGGUGGUAUGGAUGAUAACAAAUUGCCAGCAUUCGCUACUUUUGAGACGAAGAAUGGCGGCGACGAGGAUAGGAUACCUUUGAACACAAGGACACCAUCCAACAAAACAUUACCAAGCAUGCCCAGCAGUGGGGGACAAGCAUAUUCAGAUGAUGGAUUCAACAGAUAUGGCGGGCCGCGGAGAGGAGGACCUGAUAACAUACGAGGGGGGCGUGGUGGACGUUACAAUGGACCAAGGGACGAGUAUGGGAAUCUUUUACCACCGUCAAACGCUUUCGGUCCAAUACCGCCCGCCGAACGGAGGAGGGACAUGUCCGAGCCGCCGAUGAGACGUCAGUACUCCGACGAGACAAUGAAUUCCCAAAGCUCACGUGGUAGGGGAAGAGGAGGAUACGCACCUCGAGGAUACGGCAGGGGCGGACCCUACGGCCCUGGGAGAGGUGGACCCUACGGACCCGGCAGAGGCGCCUACGGACCUGGCAACGGAAGGGGAGGAAUACCGAUGGGUGCGAUGGCAGCCGGAGCAGGCGCCGGCAUGAUGGCAGACGAAUACGGGCGAGGGCAACGGCCACCGCCUGGAUAUGCUAAUGGCUAUCCUCCAGAAGGUCGUCCUGGGCAAUACGACGGCCUAGGUGGGCCUGCUGGAUAUGGAAGGAGUCCCUCCGCUCCAGGCUAUGGAAGACGACCUUCACCAGGACCGCCAUCUGCACCUGGAGGAUAUGGAAGACAAUCUCCUGGGCCUCCAUCUGCACCUGGAGGGUAUAGAAGACAAUCUCCCGGGCCUCCAUCGGCACCAGGAGGCCACAGAGGACCCUCACCUGGAGGAUAUGGGAGAGGGCCAUCACCACCUCAACAGACAAUUCCCGGAGGCUAUGGCAGAGGCCCUUCGCCAGGUGGAGAUUACCCGUAUGCGAGACAAGAAGCUCCGCCAGGCCAACAGCCAAUAGAUUCUUACAGAAAUGAGCCUUCUCCGCCACUGCCGUUCCAGCAUCCUGGUAACGGUGAGAUAAUAGGGCAAGCUAUCGAGAUGGACGCGAGGACCGGGAGUCCGGGACUCGCGUCUCCUCAGUUUCCCCGAACGCAGCUGCAUGACCGCGAUGGCGACGUGCAAGGCCUUGUGGGUCUCCAAAACCAAGGAGCGUAUAAAGAGCACAGAGAUUCGCCUAUGAGCCUCACGAGCGUCUAUAGCGGUGAACAACCAUACGUCCCACCCCGCUCUGUGUGGGCAGGUGUCACCCGCGGUGUAACCCCACCUCCCAACACUAUUGCCCUCGACCCCGUCGAACUUCCCACUUCCAACCAAAACACAAUGCGCAGACCCCGCACCUCCUCGUUACCUCAAGCCCACGCUCCGGGCCACGGCCGUAAUCAGUCUUCCGCCGAUGCCUAUUACGAAGACGUCGAUCCUCGCUUCGUCACCCCAGAAAUCGACACCGCCCGCCAAACGCAAGCGACCCAGUCUUCCGCUGCCGUUCCCUCAUCUCUAAUGCCCGGCAUCUUACAAGCACCGUCGGACCUACCGCAAGCCCAGCAUCCGACUAUUGAGACAAUUGAUCCUAGCUCAUCAUAUGAGGAAUUGCAGGAUGGUCAAAUGAGUCCGGCAAGUGAUAUGACAUCGAUCAGCCAAAGAGGGGUCAAUCCUAAUUGGAGGCCGGGAACGGAAGGAGCUGGUGGCCAGAGAAGCGGACAGGCUAACCUAGGCGUGCCCGGGAGAAGAGAACAGAGACAUCAGCAGCAGCAAAGGGAUAUGCUGUUGAGUUCGAACCCCGAUUUCGAGUUGCCCGGUGGUAGUGGGCCCCAUGGUAGGAUACCGGCCGGUGUCAGAGGACAGCAGGGACAGGCUUUCUAA
This is a messenger RNA of Letharia columbiana, 2424 nucleotides long. RefSeq lists its product as uncharacterized. NCBI's taxonomy places the organism in Eukaryota, Fungi, Ascomycota, Lecanoromycetes, Lecanorales, Parmeliaceae. The record is from RefSeq and is a predicted model, not a curated record. Gene Ontology annotation, cellular component: cell division site; growing cell tip; plasma membrane. The transcript is spliced from 2 exons. Bases 1 to 2424 code for a protein of 807 amino acids.